Molecule: messenger RNA, 7381 nt
Organism: Ostrinia furnacalis (Asian corn borer)
Lineage: Eukaryota; Metazoa; Arthropoda; Insecta; Lepidoptera; Crambidae
Exons: 3
Coding region: 326-7381 (2351 amino acids)
Biological process (GO): DNA integration
Molecular function (GO): nucleic acid binding
Source: RefSeq, a predicted model, not a curated record
AUCAGCAAGCAUAGCAUAGCAACUAUUACAUUUCUUUGGUCCUUCGAGCAAAACGGUUGCGGGGCCCAUCGGUGAUCAAGUGCGCGGUAAUCGAGCAGAGUUUCGCGUGUGAUCAUUUGUGCCGUUGUGGUAACAACUCGUAACACCAACAUCAUCGGUCAGCAUCAGCAUUAGUCACUUGGCAAGGGUCAGGUGGCUCAGCAGCACUGUCAACAACUUCCUUCUGGAUCCACGGGGGGAGACACGACAGUAAGCAGUUAGCAGUCGCAGUUCAUCAGUCAAUCAAGUAAGAUUGUUCCUUUAUCACUUUAACUUCCAAUUCAUCAUGGAAGGCAUCAUCAUUCGUCAAAAAGAAAUUGUUGACAAACUAAAGCAAAUUCAAUCAUCCUUUGGAAAGGAUUCUUCUACUAGAAAAACGCCGGAAUACAUCCAAAAGCGUUUAGAAGCAAUAGAUAAUCUCUGGGGAGAAUUUGAUCAAAAUCAUACUGAAUUACAAUCCGUAGAGGAUAAAUCGCAGCAAUAUUUUACUGAAAAUAUUUACGAGCAAAUGUUUGAUUUUUACAAAGCAUUACGAGAAACCAUCUCUUCUUACGGAAAGGAAGAGAAGGCCGCCCAAUCAGAUAGUAAAGUUAUUGAACUUCUAGGGCAACAACGAACAAAUUUUAGAGCAUUAAAUAGGCUUAUACAGAGCAUAAAUACAAACGAAAUCAAUGAAAAAUGGGAAAUCGAGGAUGAAUUACGUAACUUACAAGCGCGGUGGAACAUCAUAGAUAGCAUGCACUUGCAAAUAGAUAACAUAUUGCAAGGCAGUGAUAUAUUUUACGAAAAAGAACUUUCAUCUCACGAAUCUUCUUUUAAACGCAUAAAGAGGAUUUUAAAUCAGAAGUUGUGUUCGUCUACUCAUGUUCAGCAAGCUACGCCAGUGUUAGAUAUACCUGUUUUUACGGGAAAAUACACUCAGUGGCCCACAUUUUUUGACCUAUUUGUGGAAACUAUUCACAAUAACAACAUUUUGUCCAAAACUCAAAAAAUGCAGCACCUUAAGGGUAAAGUCAGAGGGGAGGCUGAACGUCUCAUUCAGCAUCUCACUAUAUCAGCAGAAAAUUACGAUACCGCAUGGGAAAUAUUAAUCCAUAGGUAUAAUAAUCCGCAAUUAUUAUUUACCAAGCAAAUUGAGAUUUUUCUUAAUCAACCUAACAUCAAUAAACAGUCAUCUUUUGAACUUAAACGUUUAUAUGACACAAGCACCGAAUGUAUUCAUGCAAUCCACAAUCUUGGAGUGGAUACUAGCACCUGGGAUCCACUAUUAGUUCAUCUUCUAGCCAAAAAGUUAGACAUGGAUACCUAUAGCGAUUACAAGGAGGCUCGUAAAUCUCCUAGAGAUUUACCAGCGUUAGAUGAAUUCAUGGAGUUUUUAGAAACAAAAUUCAUUGCUCUCGAACCUAUACAUAAACGGGAAAGAGAGUAUACUUCUCCUAAAAGUAGUUCAACAUCUCAAUAUCAUUCCAAGCCAUCAUACAACAAUAAUCAAGGUCAAGGGAAACCUUUCUCCAAAUUUUAUAAAGCAGCAUCAACUUAUACUCCAAAAUGUCCAUUAUGUACUCAUGAUCACGAAUUAUAUCGUUGCCACAAAUUCAUUAGCAUGACAGCGGAUAUGAAAUUAAAAACUGUGUCGAAAUAUAAAGUAUGUCAAAAUUGUCUAUUCAAGCAUAUUGGUAAAUGCUAUUCCUUAAAACGUUGUAAGGAAUGCAAUGACGAGCAUAAUACUUUACUGCAUGAUUCAUUUGCGCAAUCGAACCACAUAGCAACGAAACAAUCGAGUUCGACACCUACUGGUUCAUCAGCAAAAUCGAUUGACAAACAGCAUUGCGUUAAUCACGUGGCUUCCGAAGAUGAGGAAGUUUUGUUAACAACUUUAUCAUUGAGAGUGAAGGCCGCCGACGGAACCUACGUCACUCUCAGAGCAUUACUAGAUCAGGGAUCACAAAUAGCACUUAUCUCUGAGAACGCUGCACAGAUGCUAGGGUUGCAGAGACAACGUUAUCAUGCAUCAGUUUCAGGCAUAGGAAACGGUUCCAAGACUAGCAAAGGAGUCGUAUCCAUUGAAUGCCAAUCUAUUUACAACGACUACAACUUUACAACACAAGCAUUAGUAAUAUCACGUGUUAUUAACAACUUACCGAACAGCUCAUUUAGCAAGCAAUUUUGGCCACAUUUACAGCAUAUAGAUUUAGCAGAUCCUGAUUACAACGUAUCCAAACCGAUUGACAUUUUAUUGGAUGCGAGUGUUUAUUCGGAUAUAAUUAUGAGCGGUUUGAUUAAAGGCCCUGUCCAGGCGCCUAUAGCACAGCAAACAAAGUUAGGCUGGAUUCUCUCUGGCAAUGUAAAAACUUUUAACUGCCACGUAGUCAUCAACGAAUUGAAAGACAUAGCAAAGUACUGGGAGUUAGAAGAUAUAAAUGAAAGCACUAGCACAUUGACUAGAGAGGAACAGUACUGCGAAGACUUUUAUCAGGCUACUACAACUCGCCUAGACAGUGGGAGGUAUGUAGUGGCACUUCCAAUGAAGCAAGAUUUUGAACAGAGCUUAGGUUCAUCUAAACCGAAAGCUAUAGCACAAUUUAAGCAAUUGGAGCAUAAAAUGGCAAAAAACAGUGCAUUCUCAAGCAGUUAUAAGCAGUUUAUUCAUGAAUAUCAAGAGCUAAAACACAUGCGUGAGGCUGGUGGUGACGAACCUAGUUGUUACUUACCUCAUCAUGGCGUCUUCAAGUUAGACUCAAGCACUACAAAACUACGUGUAGUAUUCAAUGGCUCAUCAAAGACCACCACAGGCCACAGUCUGAAUGACUUGAUGGAAUGUGGUCCCAACCUUCAAGUUGACCUACAAAAUCUCAUCUUAAGGUGGAGACAGCAUAAAUACGUGAUAACUGCGGACAUCGAGAAAAUGUUCCGUCAGAUACUCGUCAGGGAUUCAGAUCAACCCCUACAGUCUAUCAUUUGGCGCGACUCGCCUUCAGAGCCACUUCGUGAAUACCAUCUCACGACAGUUACAUAUGGGACUAAGGCAGCCCCAUUUUUAGCAAUUAGAACUUUGAGACAACUUGCUAAGGAUGACGCAUCGAAGUAUCCUUUAGCAGCAGCAGCAUUAGAGAGUUCAUUCUUCACUGAUGAUCUCCUAAGUGGACAUAAUAGCAUUGAGCAAACAAAAGAGCUACAAAAUCAAUUAAUACAGAUGUUACAGGGUGCAGGAAUGAAUUUGAGAAAAUGGUCGGCAAACACCAAGGAACUGGUGGCUGACUUAUCAUCCAAUCAAGUUGAAACACCCUUCGAUUUCAAAUGUUCAGAGUCCCGUAAGACCCUCGGGCUACGGUGGCAUCCUUCAACAGAUAAUUUUUCAUUUCAAAGUACUAUUGAUCAAAAGGAAGCCAAUCAUACUAAACGACAACUUCUAUCUGAUAUUUCCAAAAUUUUCGACCCACUAGGUUGGCUUUCUCCUCUUACAAUUAAAGCAAAAUUAUUAUUUCAAAAAGCAUGGACGUCAGGUAUGGCAUGGGACGAUAAAUUAUCACAGCAAUUGCAAGAGGAAUGGCAUCUAUUAAAAGAUGACCUCAAAAACAUUGAUAAAUUUUCAAUACCACGCUAUUUAGGUAACACAUUAAUUACAUACAAAAUACACGGAUUUUGCGAUGCAUCCGAAAAAGCAUACGCGUGUUCUAUUUACAUCGUAACAAAUAACAAUAAAGGAGAAUGCACAUCGACAUUAGUAAUAGCAAAAACAAGACUAGCUCCAUUAAACAAGCAAGUCUCACUACCGAGGCUUGAGUUGUGCGGUGCACAACUUUUAUCACAACUUAUGAAGAAAGUUGUCCAAGCAUUACCUAAUAACGACAACGUAUCAAUUCACGCAUGGACUGACUCCAUGGUGGCCUUAGGAUGGAUCCAUGGAGAUGUCACGCGUUGGAAGCAAUUUGUAGCAAAUAGAGUCAAUCAAAUCAAAGAGGUCAUCCCAGCCUCUCAAUGGAAUCACGUGCGGUCAGAAGACAACCCAGCUGAUUCCGCAACCAGGGGUUCAACAGUGAAAACCCUACUAGAGCAUUCGUUGUGGUGGCAAGGGCCCAAAUGGCUUACUACAUUUGACCCCAAUGAAUUUAGCAACAAAAAAUAUCAAAGCCCAAUGAUAGAGGCAAAACAAGCAUGUGUAAAUACUGCUUUACAUCAUAGCAACCAAUCUACACUUAUAACUGAAUUACUGCAAAAUAAUAAUUCAAUUACUCGCGUUAUAAAAACAAUAGCAUGGGUUUCACGUUUCGUGGCGCGCUUGCGUCAUAGGUCAUCGGAGUGUAAUGAACUUCUAUCGCCAACUGAAAUUGAAAAUGCAUACAACAUUGUCAUCAAAGACACUCAAGCAAGAGAUUUUGAAAAUGAAUUAAUUCAAUUACAGAGCAAGGGCCACGUGAAACCAAAUAGCAAGAUAGCAAGUUUACAUCCAUUUUUAGAUGAGCAUGGAAUCAUGAGAGUUGGUGGUCGGCUAAAUAAUUCGGAUCUCAGCAGCUCUGCCAAACACCCGAUCAUUUUAUCAAAUCAUAGCCGACUUACGGACCUCAUUAUCAGUCAAGGACACAUAACAACCCUACACGGGGGUCCUAGACUUACACUAUCAUACAUCAGAGAGAAAUACUGGAUUCUUAGUGGAAUGAAUACAGUAAAAAGACAACUCAGAAUGUGUGUAACAUGUAGACGUUAUAGCACUGAAAAGAGACAGCAAAUAAUGGCAGACUUACCUCGGGCUCGGGUAACUCCAUCACGUCCCUUUGCACACACAGGAGUUGACUUCACAGGUCAUGUUGACCUGAAAGCAAGCAAGGGUAGAGGCGUACGGUGUCAUAAAGGAUACAUAGCAAUUUUUGUAUGUCUCUCUACCAAAGCAGUUCAUCUCGAGCUGGUCUCGGACCUAAGCACGCCUGCCUUCCUAGCAGCGUUUCGUCGCUUUUGUGCACGUCGUGGUGUUCCUACUCACAUGUACAGCGACAACGGCACUAAUUUUGUAGGUGCCAAUCGAUUACUGAAAAAAGAGUACAAGGAGAUAACAGCAAAUAUCAAUCAUGAGUUCUUCAACAACAUAGCCGAAUGGGAUAUAAAAUGGUCAUUUAACUCACCCGCAUGGCCGUCCGCAGGGGGUUUGUGGGAAGCAGCAGUCAAGAGUUUUAAACACCACCUAAAACGAACACUUGGCGAGCAACGACUCACAUACGAGGAGUUUAGCACAUUAAUUCAACAAAUAGAAGCCUGUCUCAACUCGAGACCCCUAUUCCCUCUGACUGAAAACCCUGAAGAUGACUUUCUAACACCAGGUCAUUUUCUUAUUGGUGGCUCUCUAUUAUCACGACCUCAGGGAGAUGACAAUAUGAACCUUCCCAGUAGAUGGCAACUUUUACAAAGCAUGAUAAAGCAUUUUUGGAAGAGGUGGUCAACAGACUACCUUCAGCAGCUCCAAGCUCGAUCCAAAUGGAGAACUCCUAGCAAAAACAUCGAUAUCAACGAUAUUGUUCUAAUCAAGGACGAUUACUUACCGCCCGGGAAAUGGGUCAUGGGCCGAGUGUAUGACAUCCACCCCGGUAAAGACGGAUACGUUAGAGUAGUAUCUGUCAAAACACAAAACAGCAUAAUAAAAAGACCGAUUACGAAAUUGGUACUUUUACCUGUUCAUGAGAUGUCAUCAGAACAGAAUCAGCAUCCAGCAAAGCAAGAAGUACAGCAAGGCACAAAUAAAAGGCCUAACAGAAGCAGUAAUAAAAUAAUCAAUGGCUUAGUAACAACUUUAUUGUGUUUUGCAAUGUUAAUUUCACCAACUGUCCAGCAAAAUUCACAGCCCUACAACGUCACUCAAAUUACAGAAAACAAGGGGUUGUACUUCGACAAAAUAUCUAAUCUACAGUACAUCAGAGACGAGUGGAAGCUUGUUGUCUAUUACAACUUAUCAUCUUACUAUCAAGGAUUAACAAACAUUGAAUCUUAUGUAAAUCAUCUAUCACAGAGCUGCAAACCUCUACCUAAACAAUAUCAAACACUUACCUCUCAAUUAAAUCAUGAAUUGAGCGAAAUUCAGCAUUACAACAAGUUGUUACAAUUUCAAUACAACAAUCGACAGAAGCGUGGGUUGGUCGAUGGAGUCGGCUACAUCGCUAACUCAUUGUUUGGAGUGUUAGAUGAGAGAUUCGCAGAGAAGUAUGCAAAAGAUAUCGAGCAGGUGACUCACAAUGAAAAACACCUUCAAAAUUUGAUCAGAAAUCAGACUCUCAUUCUCGAAGCUGAGUCUAACAUCAUACAACGCAAUGAGAAAAUCAUGAACACUCAGUUUACAUUCGUCAGACAGCACCUUCGCAACUUAACUGACGAAAUUAAUCACGUUCGCCUAGAUGUUCAGAACGACCUCUACGUGACGUCAUCAGCAUUAGUAGCAAACAUAAUCAUCUCCAAUUUAAGGCGCAUGCAAGAGACAUUGAUAAAUACAAUCACCGACAUAAGACACGGUCGCAUCGAUACUCAUUUAUUGUCGCCUGAACAACUACAGUAUCAAAUUCUAACUAUAUCAAGUCAACUACAGGGUGAUCUCGCUAUACCUGUAGAACAAAAUCACUUUACCGACAUCUAUAAAAUGUUAAAGGUGUCAUCGAGAUUACAUAACAGCUAUCUAAUCAUUGAAAUCAGAAUACCGCUUGUAAACAAGGAAAUUUAUGAACUUGACAGAGUUAUAACUAUUCCUCAAAACAAAAAUCAGCAGACAUAUUAUAUCAUUCCUAGUCAUCCUUACAUAGCCUUCAAUCUUAGAAAAGAUACGGUUAUGUUCUUAUCAGAUGAUGAUCUGCUUUUAUGCAUUCAUGCCUCUGAAAACAGAAUAUUAUGCUCACUCGAUACGCCUAUAUACGACAUUAGAAUGAAGCAGUCCAUAUGUGAAUUAACUAUUAGUAAUUCAUAUACAAAAACAACACUCUGUAAAUACGAGCAAUCAAGUUGUACGAACAGAUGGAUCAAGUUGCACGCGCGGAACGACUGGCUGUUCUCGUGUUGCCAAGAAUGCAGCGUUCGCAUUUUCUGCACAGCUGGUGUGUCAAUGUUAUCGUUAUCAGGUAACGGCCUUGUCACCCUAGAGCAUGGUUGUGUACUCAGGGACAAUGACCUGUCAAUCUAUACUCACAACAACUACAUGAAUCAUAUGACAGUNUUAAUUCAAAACGAUAUCAAAGUCCCAGAGUUAUCUAUCUUGAACAACAUCAUCAACACCACCAUCACGGAUGAGAUGAUGAUACCAGAGAAUCACACACUCAUGUGGCAGCAGCUUAAAGGAGCAAAUGGAGAACCUGAAAGGACAAUCUUACUCUGA